Hemicordylus capensis (graceful crag lizard) is the source of this 3050-nucleotide messenger RNA. It is a transcript of the gene TCERG1L, whose product is annotated as transcription elongation regulator 1 like. Lineage: Eukaryota; Metazoa; Chordata; Lepidosauria; Squamata; Cordylidae. Gene Ontology annotation, cellular component: nucleus. The coding region runs from base 252 to 2093 and encodes 613 amino acids. The record is from RefSeq and is a predicted model, not a curated record. Gene Ontology annotation, molecular function: RNA polymerase binding; transcription coregulator activity. The transcript is spliced from 13 exons.
AGCUUCCCGCAGCGCCACAGAACGAAGUGGAGCCCCAGCCGGCUUUGGAGCCGCUCCCGCUGCUGCUCCUGCCGCCGCCGUCGCCGCCGCCGCCGCCCUGAGCACCUUUCCAGAGCGGGGGCACUGAUGGGCAUCGCCGCACUGCCACAGCUGCCUCGGAUCCGAUCCACCGCCUGGGCUCUCGCUGCCGCUUGCUUGCCUUCGCCGGAGGCGCCCCCUGCGAGCGGUGGUAUCGCACUGUAAGAUGUAGAAUGCUCCCGGUGUCGAGACCCAAGCGGCAGCAGCCUCUCCUGUGGCCCGGGAAUGCGGAGCCCGCGGCGCCUCCGUGGAUUUGGAUGGUCCCGAGCGCAGCCGGGCUUCUUCGGCUCGGAGGUGCCGCUGGGGUGGUGCCCCCUCCUCUGCUGCUCUCCUCGGCUCCCCAUCCUCCUCCGCCGCCUCCGCCGCCGCCUGCCCCGCUGCUCCAGGGGGUUUCGGGCUGGCAACUUCCCUGCGAUCCUUUUCUGCCUUUGAUGGCCCCGGAACACCAUUCCGCCGUUCAUCAGCUUCCCUUCCUGAACGGACAGUGGCUGUUUGGCGGUCAUUCCCCAGUCAUUGGAUUUUCACCUUCUUCGUGUGUGGAGUUUGUUCCUCUUUUUCCACAUGUGUAUGCAACUACUGCUCCACCCCAUUCUGGGAAAAGCUGGAUAGAAAAGAGGCUACCAAAUUGCAAGAUCUAUUUAAACAAUGCAUUCAAUCUGGAUUCAACAUGGAUGCAUCCUGAGGAGCUACGAAUCUUCCAGGGACACGAGAAGCCUCUGGUUAUGGCAAAUCAAGUAGCUGUGGCUUUAUCUAGGCCAGCUGCUGCCCCCAGGCCACUCCCUGCAGUGGUGUUAACACCUCAGCCUAUUCCAGGUGGCUGCCUUAAACAAGCUGGAAGUAACCAGACAAUUGCAUUUGCUGCAGCCAUGGUGUCCGUAGAUGCAGAUGCUCCUCAGGGACCAUCAACCAGUGUCCAGCCAUGCCACAUGCUGACUUUGUCGCCAAUCAAAAUACCAGUUUUGACAUCACCUUUCCCAGGUGCUGCUUCUAGAAUGGAUACUCGCGUGACUCCUCUGAGGCCAACUCAAGUCACCAGGGUAGCGGCUAUCUCUUCACCAGCUGUGACGUUCAUGGCAACCAAUUUGGUGGAUCAGACAUUAACAGAUAAAAGCAAAGAAUCAAACAGGACUUCCUGCCCAACAACCCUCAUUUUACAUACUGACAUGAAAAAUAAGCCAACAGAGAAUGAAGAAGGGAAGAACCACUCUCUAAAGCUGCUCCCAGAAGAUGACAAUGCUGCAGAUGGCAACAAGCCCGUGGCAUCCACUCCUGUACCUGGAUCUCCAUGGUGUAUAGUCUGGACUGGAGAUGACCGGGUCUUCUUCUUCAACCCUACAAUGCAGUUGUCAGUAUGGGAGAAACCCGUGGAUCUAAAGAAUCGUGGUGAUAUUAACAGAAUCAUUGAAGACCCACCUCAUAAACGCAAACUGGAAACUUCAGCAACAGAUAAAAGUAAUGGCUCUUAUCUAGAGGAGAUAAAUGAUGACCACAGUACCAAAACGAAAAGAAAUAAGCUGGAAGAUCCUCCGACUGCUGAGCAAGACAGGGCUGAAGUGGAGGGAAAAAAUGAGAAAGCAUCAGAACACCAGAUUAUACUUCCAUUGGAAGAACGUAUUACCCAUUUUCGAGACAUGCUUCUGGAAAGAGGGGUCUCUGCGUUUUCCACAUGGGAGAAAGAGUUACACAAAAUCGUGUUUGAUCCACGCUACCUUCUACUUAACUCAGAAGAACGUAAACAGAUAUUUGAACAGUUUGUCAAGACCAGAAUAAGAGAGGAAUACAAGGAAAAGAAGAAUAAAUUAUUACUAGCCAAAGAGGAAUUUAAAAAGCUGCUGGAGGAAUCUAAAUUGUCACCAAGGACAACAUUUAAGGAGUUCGCAGAAAAAUAUGGCAGAGAUCAGCGAUUUCGACUCGUACAGAAGAAAAAAGACCAAGAGCAUUUUUUCAACCAGUUCAUACUUAUUCUUAAAAAAAGGGACAAAGAGAACAGAAUACGGCUACGGAAAAUGAGAUAAAAAAUGGAAAUCUGCAAUAAGAACGCAAGUCAAAUACUGUGCCAUCUACAGUGAAGCAAGUGAAGGGCAUGUGUUUUGUGUCAUCUUUUGAGUUUCAAAUCCCAGCAAUUUAAAGAAAAGCCAGAUAACCCGAAGAGCCACCUCUGCACCAGAAGGUUCGAUGAAAGCACGUUAAGUUUGAGGCUGUACUUCAGGAAUCUGUAGGGUAUUUCAUUCUCAGAGACUUAAUGUUUCAUAUUGAAGCUCUCUUUUGUACAACAUUCAAGUUUGAUGCAUUUCUAAUUACCAUGAUAUGUCAAUCCCUUAAUUGUUUUAAUUAUGCAAAUUACUUGUAAUAUACACAAAUUCUAAAUCCAAUGUGAUUUGUAAUUAAGCAGAAACAGAUGCCAUCCAUAACAAUAUUAAGAUUUUUUUUAACCAUGUAAGGAAAUAAUUUAAGGCUGUGAUCCUAUGGACACUUAUUUCUGAGUAAGUCCUAUUCAACUCAGUGGAACUUACUUUUGAAUAAACACACUUAGGAUUGCAUUGUGAUGCACAGCGAUUUUUGGCAGCUUUGUACAUUAGACAUAAAUGGUUCAAAGGUCCAGUGGUACUGAGGAUAUCAUUACUCAAUGUUCAUAGGUCUGAGUCUAGUUUUCCGAGUAGUAGUAGUAAUAGGGUAUUAAUUGUUAAUCAUAGUGAUGAGUGUGAAAAUCUUGGCACCUUUCCUGUAGAACAAUGUAUAAAUCUUUUUAAACAAUGGCUUUGUAAGUAAAUUAUUCUGGAUGGUGCUCCAAGCACACUGAAAAGAGCAGCACUUCUCUAUGAAAAACUACUAUAAAGAAGUUAUUUUGUAAACCCAUCCUACUAAUAUUUGAGUUAUUUUUAUUGUAUGCGGAGAGUUUGCAUGAGAUUUGUCUCAUCUUUGUAUAAACAAAUAUUUUAACUUUUUUUUAAUUAAUAAAUAUUUUAAGACUA